Molecule: messenger RNA, 2273 nt
Organism: Aphanomyces astaci
Lineage: Eukaryota; Oomycota; Saprolegniomycetes; Saprolegniales; Verrucalvaceae
Exons: 2
Coding region: 73-2211 (712 amino acids)
Biological process (GO): proteolysis
Cellular component (GO): extracellular region
Molecular function (GO): protein binding; serine-type endopeptidase activity
Source: RefSeq, a predicted model, not a curated record
CUGACCAGGUUGCGCCGGUGACCUACGAGCCACCGAGAACUGGCAUUUUAGAAAUUACUUUCACCUUCCAAGAUGAAAGUAGCUGUAGCGUUGUCGUUUAUGGCUGCCGUCGUGCAGGCCAAAGUGUCUGUGAGUGUCCGUCGCGAGUUGGAAGCCAAGCCCGUUGUGGACGCGAUUGCGUACUUCUACGGUGUGAAUGUCAACACACUAGCGUUUACGGAAGGCGAGAACCGCAAGCAAACGUUGUUUAACGCGUUAAACAACGACGUCGUGACCAUCGAGUCCACCCUCAAGAGUGUGCUGGACAACGUCGAGAGAAAGGUCGUGCACACGUCGUGGCUUAUCGGCGCUUCGUUCCUCACUGGUCUCACCAAGGAAGACAUUGAAAAGCUAUCGAAGAACCCCAACGUGCGCAAGAUCACGGGACGGUUCACCACGACCUUGGACGAGCCGCUUACCGACGCCGCCUCCACCACCCUUUCGGCCAACGAAGACACCCCCCAGUGGGGCGUGGACACUGUCGGCGCCCCCUCCAUUUGGAAGUACUUUACCGGCAAGGGCGUAGUCGUGGGCUCGAUCGACACGGGCGCUGCGUACUCGCACAUUGCACUCAAAGACAACUGGCGCUCCAACAAGGGCUGGUUCAACCCGUACAACGGCACCGCCCACCCCCUCCCCAUCGAUUCGGCCCAGCACGGCACCCACACGAUCGGUACGAUUGUGGGCAAGUACGGCAUCGGUGUCGCCCCCGACGCCCAGUGGAUCUCGUGCAUGGGGCUGUAUGUCAACUCGGGGGAUGACGUGUCCUUGGCCAAAUGCGCCGAGUUCAUGGUGUGCCCUACUCGGCUGGAUGGCACGCACCCUGAAUGCAAGCUCGGCGCCGACGUGAUCAACAACUCGUGGGGAGGCCAAGGCGAUUACGACGACUUUUACGAGGCGUCCAUCACGGCGUGGCGCGCCGUGGGCAUCACGCCCAUCUUCUCCAACGGCAACUCGGGUCCCGUGUGCAAGUCCACGGGGUUCCCCGGCGGCUACCAGCGCGUCAUCUCGGUCGGCGCUAUCGGCUCGUACACGGACGAGCGCAACAAGUUGGCGUUCUUCAGCUCCAAAGGCCCUGUGGUUUCGAAGGCUGCCAACGGCACGCUCACCACCAUCAUCAAGCCUGACAUCUCGGCCCCUGGGUUCUUCACCUUGUCUGCCAACGCCAAGAACUUGACUGGCUACGUUCGCAUGGCGGGUACAUCCAUGUCUGGCCCCCACGUCGCCGGUGUCGUCGCCUUGCUCAAAAGCGCUCAAUCUGACUUGACCUACGAUGAAAUCUACGCGUACAUCACCAAGACUGCCGAUCGCGACAUCUUGGAACCUGAACCAGCCCAGUGGACUCGUCCUGACGGGUCUGUGAUUGCCCCUGGAUCUCCCAACUGCGGCGGUGUCUCAGACAAGGCGUGGCCCAACAACCGCUUCGGGUACGGUCGUAUCAACGUCGGCACUAUCUUGCGUGAUGGCAAACUCAACGACACCCCCACCAAGCAACCCACCACCAUCCUCCCAACCACAACUGUGGCCACUCCUACCACAACCACAUCGCCUGCCACCACUCCUUGCCCUACUCACGUCACCCCUAAGCCUACUGGCACUACCCCUUGCCCUACUAACGUCACCCCCAAGCCCACUGGCACCCCCGCAACGACACCAUGCCCUACUAACGUCACCCCCAAGCCUACUGGCACGACUCCUUGCCCUACUAACGCUACGCCUACGCCUACGACCACCAAGCCCAGCGUGUGCGAUAAGCCUGUGGACGGCGUGGAUUACUACGGCAACGAUAUCAAGUCCACCCAACGGUCCAACAGCGACGACUGCUGCGACGACUGUGCCAAGACCCCUGGCUGCGUUGUGUACGUGUGGACCCCUUGGAACGACGGCACGUGCUUCUUGAAGUGGAAGGCUGGCAAGUCUGCUCCUUACUGGGGCGCUAAGGCCGCCAAGGUCACCAAGUCUGUUGGUUCGUGCCAAGCUGCCCAAGCCAACGUGGACUACUACGGCAACGACAUCGCCCGUAUUUCUGCCGACAAGGACGACUGCUGCGCGUUGUGCUUGACAGCUGACAACUGCAAGGGUUACUCGCACUACCAAGGUCAUUGCUACCUCAAGGGCGAACUCGGCUACGCUUCUGCCAAGGCAGGCGUUACUUCGGGUGUCCGUAACUAAGCGGGGUCGAAUAUCUGAUGCAUAUUACACGUUGUGUGUUCAAUAAAGUUGGUGUAAUUCCC